UUCAGGAGAGGACACAGGCAGAGGACAGGAAACAAGAAGAAAAGUAAGAGAGAGGGAAAAAAAGAGGUAAAGAAGACAAAAACACUCUUGGCUGGGAAUCCAUCCAUCCCAUCCGGCCGACUGCAAAAGCUCCAGUCUGCAGUGAAUGGUCAAAACCAGUGUGACUGGGCGCCUACUGGGAGAACUGACCACAGUGAGCAGACUGCAGAACAGCAUGGCUGACGGCGUGAGCGAGGAGUUAGAGCAUAACCUGGAGAAAGAUGAGCUGAGCUGGGGCUACGAGGAAGGUGUAGAGUGGGGACUCCAUUUCCCAGCAGCCAAUGGCGAGUAUCAGUCUCCAAUUAACUUAAACUCCAGGGAGGCCCAGUAUGACCCGUCCCUCCUAGACGUAGGCUUAUCACCAAACUACGUGGUGUGUCGAGACUGUGAGGUCAUCAACGAGGGACACACUGUCCGCAUCCUUCUCAAGUCCAAGUCAGUGGUUACCGGGGGGCCGCUGCCCAGUGAUCACGAGUUUGAGCUUCAUGAGGUUCGAUUCCACUGGGGCAAAGAGAACCAGAGAGGAUCAGAGCACACUGUCAACUUCAAGGCUUUCCCUAUGGAGCUCCAUCUCAUUCACUGGAACAGCACUCUGUUUAACACUGUGGAGGACGCCCUGGGGAAGAAGAAUGGAGUCCUCAUCAUAGCUUUGUUUGUGCAGAUUGGGAAAGAGCACCUGGGUCUGAAGGCCAUCACUGAAGUCCUGCAGGACCUACAGUACAAGGGGAAGAGCAAAAUAAUCCCAUGCUUUAACCCCAAUACUCUGUUACCUGACCCAUUGUUGAGGGACUACUGGGUGUAUGAAGGAUCUCUGACCACCCCACCCUGUAAUGAAAAUGUGACCUGGAUCCUCUACCGCUAUCCUCUCACCAUCUCACAGCUGCAGAUUGAGGAGUUUCGGAGGCUGCGGUCUCAUGUCAAAGGGGCUGAGCUGCUGGAAGGGAAUGACGGGAUGUUGGGGGACAACUUCCGUCCCACCCAGCCGCUCAGUGACCGGAUGGUUCGGGCUGCCUUCCAGUGACUCUCACGUUUCACUUCAACUCAGAAAACAAUGGGUCCUUACCUUACGAGUAUAGAAGGAGAGAAGGAAGACGAGGGCUGAGGAGCGGAAACAGGAGGAGAGAGGGGAAGUUUAUGUACUUAUAGAUCAGCUGCAGACUGGGGGUUGAGAAACUAUUGAUAACAAUGUGUGUUUGUGUGUUUUUUGAACAACCUCUCACUCUCUCCCCCCAAUUAUGACUAUAUAAAGUGUGUGUAUUAAUGUAUGUGUGCGUUUCCUGAGACAUGUUAGGAAACUUGAUAACCAGACCGUCUCAACUGUCAAAACAAGGAAACAUAAACAACAGACACAUACAUACACACACACACACACACACACACACACACACACAAACACACACAUGCACACACAAGAACACACACACAAACACACACACACACACACACAAACACACACACACACACACACACACACACACACACACACACAAACAAGAACACAGUACACACAUGUGGUGGAUACACCUUACGGGCAUACACCUGCAGCUAUGUUACAGACCAUUACUGCCGCGGACCUACUGCACAAGUUUAACACACGGUCUACAGACUAACCUGACCAAAUAUUUCAUUUGGAAUCAGACAAAACUAAAAAGGAUUAAACAAUUACGAACUUUAUAUCGGCCUAUAAGAGAAUAUAGAUAUGAGGAUAUUCACAUUACAUAAAUUCUAGGCAAUGACAAUCAAAAAAACAUCUUACUGAUCAUUCCUUGUUCAGCAAUGCAGACAUAACAAUUUUUUUAUUUAAUAACAUAAAGAACAUAAUUAUUAUAGAAAAACCAUUAAUAUUGUGGGUUUUUUUCAAAGAUUGGAAAGAGUGUGAAUUUCUGUCACCUCUCUUUUUUCUUAUAUGAGUCAAAGGGUUGCUUUAGAUUUUCAUCAUUCCCAUUGUUGACACUCAAAUACAGCCAGUCUUGGAAACUUGUGACAUUUCAUUUCUUGUUUAUCCAGCAAACGGUCACCUGAUAUUGAGCCAUUGAAAACCUAUUUAAAGAUACAUACUCAAAGGUUAGUUUACACCACAUUGAACAUUUAUAUCUAUAUUUAUACUGGAUACAUGCUAUUGGAGCCCCCCAAUUGAUGCUAAAGGGUUGAUCAACAUCAUGUUGGUUCACUAACACAGUAUGUAGAGGCUACAAUUUUGCAUUCGUAUCAUCCUGUCUUUAUUCUUUGAUACAUUUAAUGUCCUUUCUUUGUUGACAGUGAAUGUUGACUAUUAACAGCUUUAAUACAGAAUAUUGGUCUUUGCUGUUUGAUAUCAGAGCCUCCAAUAAGAUCAGGUGGAACACUUUACUGUCAUUACUCGCUUCAUUGUUUUUUUAGGAGGUGGGGAUGAUUACGAGCACUGCUGUGGUUUGUGUGUGUGUGUUUGUCUGUGUGUGUGUGUGUGUGCAUGCCCGUGUCUUAAAGGUACUUUGUCUGAUACAAUGAGGUGAAGUAAACAGUGAGAACUGACUGUAAAGCUCAAUAAAAUACAACACUGACUCACUAUUA
Molecule: messenger RNA, 2589 nt
Organism: Platichthys flesus (European flounder)
Lineage: Eukaryota; Metazoa; Chordata; Actinopteri; Pleuronectiformes; Pleuronectidae
Gene: ca8
Product: carbonic anhydrase VIII
Exons: 9
Coding region: 146-1060 (304 amino acids)
Molecular function (GO): zinc ion binding; carbonate dehydratase activity
Source: RefSeq, a predicted model, not a curated record